UCCCGGACAGGGGAAUCCUCGCUCAGUGACGGCAGCGACCGCUUAAACCCUCCCAGCUGCUGCCGGCGCCGCCCCCUCCCGCCUUUCCUGGCGAGAGGGCGGCUCUUAUUUAACCAGGGGUUAGCACUCGCUCUCGGACAGAGUCCGGUAGAGGCGGCGCAGCCUGGCACAGUGAGCGGGACUCCGGUACCGGAGAUGGAAGAGCCGCAGAAAGGAGUGAAGAGGCAGUCAUGGUUGCAGCGCCCACUGCUGUAUGUCGGCAUCCUGCUGCUGGUGGUGGUUGUGGUGCUGGUCGCGGUGACGGUGAUACAGACCGCGCCAGUGCCACAGAAACUGAAGUAUGGCGUGGUCCUGGACGCGGGCUCCUCACACACGGCGCUCUUCAUCUACCAUUGGCCGGCGGAGAAGAUGAACGACACUGGACUAGUGAAGCAGUUGGGGUCCUGCAGCGUGAAGGGUCCGGGGAUCUCCAGUUACUGGACGGAGGUGGAGAGGGCCGGACCCUCGCUGCAAGCCUGUCUGGACAAGGCGAUGGAGAGUAUUCCCGCCCAGCAGCACACUGAGACCCCAGUGUACCUGGGCGCCACGGCCGGCUUGCGUCUGCUGAGGCUACAGAACCACGUUCAGGCAGAGAAGCUGCUACAUGCCGUGGAACAAUUCAUCCACACGUAUCCGUUUGAUUUCCAGGGAGCUCGGAUCAUCAGUGGGUUGGAUGAGGGGGCUUUCGGAUGGAUCACCAUCAACUACCUGAUGGGGAACCUGCAGCAGGACACGGCCGGGGAACCAGACACCCUGGGUGCGCUGGACCUGGGCGGGGGGUCCACACAGAUCACCUUCGUUCCUGACCGGGAGGUACAAGCACCGGAAAACGCCAUGCACUUCCGCCUGUACGGGAGGGACUACAACAUGUACACCCACAGCUUCCUGUGUUACGGCAAGGACCAGGCCCUGAAGAUGUUGAUGCAGAAUCUCAUGGUGCCGGACCAGGGGACCAUUCGCAAUCCCUGCUUCAACCUAGGGUACGAGAAAUCCAUCAACGUGUCGGACUUCUUCAACAGUCCGUGUACACCGGGCACGGCCCGCAGCUGGAACCAGACCCUCAGGGUGGUGGGCACUGGCGACUCGCGGCAGUGCGGCCUGCAAGUGCGUGCUCUCCUCAACCACAGCGCCUGCAGCUGGACCAGCUGCUCCUUCAACGGGUUGUACCAGCCCCCAGUCUGGGGCAACUUUGGGGCCUUCUCGGCGUAUUACUUUGUGACGGCAUUCUUCAACAAGGGGCAGCAGAGGCAGUCGCUGAGUGAGUUGAAGGAGGCGGUGGAGAAAUUCUGCAGUAUGUCCUGGGCCAAGGCCACAUCCGUCUACAACAUCAAGGAGCGCUACUUGAGCGAGAACUGUUUCUCGGGACACUAUGUCCUCGCCCUGUUAAUCAGCGGCUACAACUUCAGCGCCGCCACCUGGGACUCCAUCCAGUUCAUUAAGAAGAUCAAGGGCUCGGACGCAGGUUGGACCCUGGGCUACAUGCUGAACCUGACCAACAUGAUCCCGGCCGAGGGGCGGCGGCCCAAGCCCCUGAGCUCCACCUCCUUCCUCUCCAUCCUCGUCGUCUUCUCAAUCGCCGCCCUCCUGCUGCUGCUCGCCGUCUUCCUGCUGGCUCACCGGAGGAUAUCCCGGGAGCGCCAGAUGCUCCUGACCUAGGCCGCGCCGAGCCGCCUGACCCUCACCCAGUGUUUGCGUGCCCGGGGAAAUGGGCAGCAAGGGGGCAGGGUUCAGGCGCAGGGUGGCCCUGGAGCCCGGUCGCUGCCGCUCCCUGCCUGGGCCUCGGCAGCAGGUCGGUCAGGGCAGCUCAGGGGCCGAUCGUCCUGAGGGUCAGUUUCCCUUCUAUCUCGGGGGGGGGGGGGGGUCACCUCCCCUUCCUGCCGUCUGUCCCUAACCCCCC
Molecule: messenger RNA, 1936 nt
Organism: Amblyraja radiata (thorny skate)
Lineage: Eukaryota; Metazoa; Chordata; Chondrichthyes; Rajiformes; Rajidae
Gene: entpd1
Product: ectonucleoside triphosphate diphosphohydrolase 1
Exons: 10
Coding region: 196-1695 (499 amino acids)
Biological process (GO): nucleoside diphosphate catabolic process
Cellular component (GO): plasma membrane
Molecular function (GO): ribonucleoside triphosphate phosphatase activity; UDP phosphatase activity; GDP phosphatase activity
Source: RefSeq, a predicted model, not a curated record